This is a messenger RNA of Jaculus jaculus (lesser Egyptian jerboa), 3886 nucleotides long. RefSeq names its product DIRAS family GTPase 2 (gene Diras2). NCBI's taxonomy places the organism in Eukaryota, Metazoa, Chordata, Mammalia, Rodentia, Dipodidae. Gene Ontology annotation, biological process: signal transduction. The coding region runs from base 159 to 758 and encodes 199 amino acids. The record is from RefSeq and is a predicted model, not a curated record. The transcript has 2 exons. Gene Ontology annotation, cellular component: plasma membrane. Gene Ontology annotation, molecular function: GTPase activity; GTP binding; GDP binding.
GGCGCGCGGGCAGCUGACACAGCGUCACCGCGGGGAGCGCUCGGUCUGGGAAGCCGCGCGCGGGGGACCGAGCUGCGCUGCAGAGCGGCGAGCCAGCGGAGCGGAGCGGAGCCGGCAUCCAGGUAUCCCCUGAUUGGUAGCUGGAGUCCAUCAGCAACAUGCCGGAACAAAGCAAUGACUACCGGGUGGCCGUGUUUGGAGCAGGUGGUGUUGGCAAGAGCUCCCUGGUCUUGAGGUUUGUGAAAGGUACCUUCCGGGAGAGCUACAUCCCAACUGUGGAAGACACCUACCGGCAGGUGAUCAGCUGUGACAAGAGCAUCUGCACACUGCAGAUCACUGAUACAACUGGGAGCCACCAGUUCCCAGCCAUGCAGCGGCUGUCCAUCUCCAAAGGGCAUGCCUUCAUCCUGGUUUACUCCAUCACUAGCCGGCAGUCCCUGGAGGAACUCAAACCUAUCUAUGAGCAGAUCUGUGAGAUCAAGGGCGAUGUGGAAAGCAUCCCCAUCAUGCUGGUGGGGAACAAGUGUGAUGAGAACCCCAGCCGUGAAGUGCAGAGCAGCGAGGCAGAGGCCCUGGCUCGCACCUGGAAGUGCGCCUUCAUGGAGACCUCAGCCAAGCUCAACCACAACGUGAAGGAGCUCUUCCAGGAGCUGCUCAACCUGGAGAAGCGCAGGACCGUGAGCCUCCAGAUCGAUGGCAAAAAGAGCAAACAGCAGAAGAGGAAAGAGAAGCUGAAGGGCAAGUGUGUGCUCAUGUGAACACCCUGUGUGCAGAAGGAGCGGCUGCUGUCUGGGCCUCCCCUUCCCCCUUCCCGCGUGAACCUCCCCUUGUCAGGGCAGCAUGUAACAAUGCCCAUGUGUUAAAACAUUGCAUUUGGCUGGGACACACCACCACCACCAAGCCACCCUCUCUGCAGUCGCAGAACCUGCCACAGCAUCCCAGGGACCUGAGGUUGGUGCAGCCCAGUCUUGAGUGGCUUAAGCCAUUUGCAGGUGAGGACACUCUAGCUGUGGACAUCGGAGAAGCUGAGGGGGACUGUCGUGCAUGCAUGUGUGAGAGCAGACUAGCCAUAGCUAUUGCCACCAGCCUACACCAGGCAUCUCUGCUCAGAAGCCACUGAUAUCCUUGAGGCAGGGGCAGGCAGAGGAGGCAAGAAGAUCACUUGGUCCAACUAAGAUCACAGUGGAUCCCAUUCUGACAGUGUUAGCAGGAUAAAAAAGAAACUACCCGAGCCUCCUCCGAAGGAUGCCCGUUGUUCAUUCUGCCACCUGACCUAUGCUGACAAGAGGCACUCACCGCCUAUGGGCCUCCUUAGAAGCAACACCAUGUUAUCCUGUGAGAGUGACUUUCCCAUGCGGCAGUCUCACCAAUAGCAUGAUGCUGCAUGGGAAGCUUUUAGGUUUUGUGUGAGGAUAUUAUGACAUUGCGGAAAUAUUGCAAUAAUGUACCUGUGUGUCACUCUUUGAGAGUUUUAGGAAAACGAAGUUCCUGUCUUUUGACCUGUGAGGGCUGUAACUUCUUCCAGCCCUCAGAUUUUUAAAUAAAAGCAAAUAAAGUAGCUAUUUUUAGACUCCCCAUCCCCAUCCCCACGAUGAUUUUGUCUUAACUAACUUGAUGUGUACCCAGCUGGGAAACAGCCAAUCUCUAAGACCAUCCCACAACCAGAAGCACAUCCAUUUUUCUAGACACGAGCAUAUAUAUGCCAUCCUUUGCACCUAAACGAAAUACUUUGAAACAGACAUUGUUCACUGUGUUAUUAAUGAUUUAUCUGUAUUAGAAUAAUAUUCCUGGGAAACACCUUUACUUGAUGGUAAAUUCUCUCAUAUAAGAGCUAUUCAGUGCAGCAUUCACCCUAGAAGCACUGCUCUCAUAACGAUUGUAUAUUUAUCCUUAAUUCUUCAGACCAAAUUACUGCCACUGCUAUUUCUUGCAUGUGGCCUGGGAGGCCGUGUGGCCCAGACAGGUUGGCUGCUCCAUUCUGGGCAGACCCUCAGCUUAACCCACUCUGCCAUUCUGGAGGCUGGCUGGACUUUCACUUGCUUAGCAUUCCCGCUGACAGAGCCUAUGGGUGAGUUCCGUUUCAGUUGGCAGACUAUCUGCUGGCUAGCCUCUUCUCUCAGCCAUCUUCCUGUCGCCUGCCCAGCAGGCAUUGGAAACUACAGUACCAUGUGAGCCUGUGGAGGGAACUUCUGGGGGCCAGGGCCCUCCUACUCAAUGCUAGGCUUCCGGGCAGGCCAUGUGGACACUUCCACCUCCAAAGCACACUUGUAGUCUCAAAUAUCCUGGUGUUUUUAUUUCUUUUACCAGACCUCUCUAGUUUGAUCCAUUUGUUCUCAUCCUCUCUGCUUUACCCAAACUCAGUGACCCUGGUGACACACUUAGUGCUCAAGAGGUGCCUGCGAGAACCACUGGGCUCUGUGACCUUACCAUCUCCUUGGUCUUCUACAACAAAAUCCUCCUUGUCUUUCCUGGGAUUGCAGCCACACUGAGAACAUAGGGAUGUGACCUUGGAGCUAGCAAGGAGCUCAGAGCAUUUCCAAACCCCUCAAAAGCCCCCCCUUAACCAGUUCCUUCUGGUCCAAAAGGCGAUUUCACAGCACUCAUGAAACCAUCUAGUGAUUCUCUCAAACAUCAGUUUUAACUUGUUACCACAUUUUCCCCUAUCUCUGUUCUCAGAAUUUAUUAAGCUGUCAUUUGGGCAUGGGAGACAUGGAAGAAGCAGGAGAACUCCCUGGCUGACAGGAUGUAUAGAUUUGGGAUGGUUUCCUUCCUAACAGGAAAAUACUGUCUCUUCCCCACCUAUCAUUGGGCUUCAGUCAUGGGCACCCCUUGCAAGCCGUCCUCUUCCCACUGGGCGUGAGUCAGGGUUUCCUUCAACCCUUUAUGUUGGCUUUGACACUUCCUGGGGCUUAGGUCUUCAUCAUUGUGGGGAUCUUGUAGCUACUGAAGGGUCUGGAGUCUUGCUCAUUCAAACUUUGGGGUUGCUAGGAUAGAAGACUGGUGAAGCUUCCAUCCUGGGGCUUCAUUCUGACAUUGUUUUCUGAAAACUGGACCAAUGAUGGCAGUGGUCAUCCCAGUAUCAUCUUUUGGGAGUUUUCCACUGACUCAGGGUUCAAUUAAGGAUGUAGGAGCCCUAGAUUUUUAUGAUUCACCAAACAUGGAGCUGUGGUUCUUGGGAAUACAUCCUACUUUAUACACAGGCACAGAUGUUUUUGACUCAACCCAGACCCAGUUCAUUAUAAAACUUGAAAUAUUGCUUUGAAGAUAGCACUGUGGGAUUAAGCAUGGGGCUCCGUGAGUUCCUUUCUGCCCCCACUGGCCCCCUUUCCAUCCAGUGACAAGCCAUGGGCACAUCCAGUGCAGCAAGACCAACACAAGAGCAAUAUCGAAUCGUACAUUCUAUUUGCAAGUAUAUAUUAUAUAAUUUAUCUUUCUGCAUUUUUGAAGCAUAAAAUAGUAGCUUGUAUGUAGAUAAGCUAGUAUUUAUUUCAGUUUGUAAUAUUUAAGAAAAGUUCAUUCUUUGUAGAACAAAAAAUGUAUUCAAUAUUUUAAAAACUGCACUGUAAUACUUUCCCCCAAAUUUGUAAUGUGUUGCUCCUGCAUAAUUAGCUGUCUGGAACCACCCAUCACUAAUGGGACAUGUGUUGACCAUAAAGACAAAUCCUAGAAAAUCAGUAGUCCACAAACACUGUGUGUAGACAAGGUAUUUGCAGAGCAUGACUUUUCUAUGUGUGAGAUACCAAUGUGAACAUUUAUAUUUAAGGCAUAUUUAUAGUUACAGUUCCAUUCUUGAUUCUAUUUUGUUCACUCUGCGGUUAUAAAAAUCACCUGUGAUGUUCUGAAAAUCAUGGAACAAAUGACAAUAAAGCUAAGUUAUGCCACCCUG